Xyrichtys novacula (pearly razorfish) is the source of this 1997-nucleotide messenger RNA. NCBI's taxonomy places the organism in Eukaryota, Metazoa, Chordata, Actinopteri, Labriformes, Labridae. The record is from the annotation of a GenBank genome assembly.
AUGUACAGCACUUUGUUCAGCUGUGGUUGUUUUAAAGUGCCUGUCCUUCUGAGCGAGAACAGACUGAUCAUCCAGCAGGUAUGAGCGAAUGAAUUUAUCUCUGAUUUUAAACAAGAACAAAUACUGAUGUUCACGUAACAUCCUGAGCUUUGUUGUUUAGUUAAUGACCUUAAUGACUUCUUAGGUCGCCAAUGCUCUGGAUCAUUUGAAGACCAUCGGUAUGAUCCACGCAGACCUUAAGCUGGACAACGUCAUGCUGGUGGACCAUCAGCAUCAGCCCUACAGAGUCAAAGUGAUUGACUUUGGUCUUGCAGAAGAUGUGUCAGCAACAAGACUGGGCUCAUGCAUCCAGACCCGUCCAUACAGGUAAGGAACCAGAACCACGUCUGAUAUCUCAGCUGCUUAUUGGGGGCUUGCACAUCAACACAUACUUAUGUUUUGUUGGAGGAUUUGCUGCAUUAUUUGUAGAAUUAAUGUGUGAUAUAUCUUUAUGUAUACAUCUAUCAUGUUUUUUUGUCCUCUCAUAGAUCUCCAGAGAUUCUUUUGGGGCUUCCCUACACAGAGGCCAUCGACAUGUGGUCUCUGGGUGUCAUGGCUGCCAGCAUGUAUCUUGGCACUUUUCUGUAUCCUGGUCGGAGUGAAUUUGAUAUGGUACUUUAAGUUUACUGUUUCUUUCUCAGAACAGAGUUUCAUGUGACUGAAAUAAUCAUCAAGAAUCAGCUUUUAAUUUGUAUUUUUUCUCUAAACUCCUCACUUAAUAACCUUUUCACAUCAAUGUGUGUUUAAUUGAAACAUAUUUUUUAAUCUUUUAAUUAAUUUAUUCUUUUAUGAAGAAUUUUUCCUCUUCACUUUGAUGUCACCAUGUAACUUCUUGUUGUGCUGCAUUUUCAGAUGAGGUUCAUUGUUGAGACUCAGGGUCCACCACCAGACAACCUGCUCAACCAGGGGCUCAAUACAUACAAGUUUUUCCAGAGAGUUAACCAGCCCGACUGUCAAUGGAAAAUCAAAGUACCUAACACUAACUCUUACCCUACACUUUACCAGUAGCCAGUCACAUUUUUCUUAAAUAUGGGUGUUGAUUUGGAGGCAUUAUUGUGUCUGGUUGGCUAUGAAGGUUUCCAGGUGUGUCAAAGUUAAACAUAGUCUUGUUUUUUGCCAAGUAUUAGUUUUCUGGGAUAUAGCUCAGGUGAAGAAAGCAUGAACCGUUCAACUGAUUUAUGCAAGUUGCUAGAACAUGCUUCAGUCAUUUUUAGGUUUUCUUUAUGCAAUGCCACUGAAUGUAAACAAAUACGAUAUACUGAGCAUUUUGAAACAGUCACCACCAGAGAAGCUGGAGUGUUGAGGGACAGUUUUUGUAGCCUAGCCAGAGUAAACGCAGACACAGCCCUAAAUAUCAGUGUAUUGUGACAGAUGUGCAUAAAUGAAGCUCUUUCUGUUCUUCUACUAGUGACAGUAAUUUAAGGGCAGUAAUGCUCUGACUUUAAAUAUGACCACAUUUGAAAUACCUCAGACACCUUGAUAGAUAUUGUCCCUUACACGUCUUGUACAAAACUAACUACCCCUGAAUGUAGCAGCUAACAAACACACUUUUUUUUAGAACUUGAAGGCGUACUUCCAGGAGACAGGGAUCAGGGCAAGAGAGACCAGAAGGUUCUUCUUAAACUCUCUGGAUGAACUUCUGAAUGUACGUACUUUUGUUUUUGUCAUUGAUUCAAAAAAAUUAUUUGAAAAACUAUUUGAGUUUUUGUUGAUUUUUUUGGUGAUAAAAGUAACACCCCUGACUGUGGUUGUCUUUGUCCUCUCUACAGAUUCGAAGUUUAAAGUCUGACACUCCUGCAGACAGAGUUCUGGAGAUGUGGGACAAGGAGGAUUUUCUAGACAUGCUGAAGGGAAUGCUCCAGCUUGAUGCAGCCGAAAGACUGACACCCUGUCAGGUGCUGGAGCAUCCCUUCAUCACCAUGAGUGACCUCACCGGCAGGAUUCCCUACACGUCUUAG